Dioscorea cayenensis subsp. rotundata (Guinea yam) is the source of this 1520-nucleotide messenger RNA. Its product is annotated as E3 ubiquitin-protein ligase RNF31-like. Gene Ontology annotation, biological process: protein polyubiquitination; ubiquitin-dependent protein catabolic process; positive regulation of proteasomal ubiquitin-dependent protein catabolic process. Gene Ontology annotation, molecular function: zinc ion binding; ubiquitin conjugating enzyme binding; ubiquitin protein ligase activity. The transcript has 3 exons. NCBI's taxonomy places the organism in Eukaryota, Viridiplantae, Streptophyta, Magnoliopsida, Dioscoreales, Dioscoreaceae. Gene Ontology annotation, cellular component: ubiquitin ligase complex; cytoplasm. The record is from RefSeq and is a predicted model, not a curated record. Bases 30 to 1247 code for a protein of 405 amino acids.
CUAAGUCCAAGAGAGAAAAGAAAAGGGCAAUGAAUUUUAGUGUUCUUAAAUUACGUUUCGGCUUCCGGUCGAAAAGAAGAGGCAAUGAUCAUCUGAUUGCUGUCGAUAAGAUGAGGAACAAUCGUGUCCGGUUUGUGGACUUUGAACCCCGGCAAGGUGAUGCUCAGAACAAUCCUAUUUAUGCGGAGAAUUUCAACACUGGCCCUCAGGAAGGUGGCCAAAGAAACCCAGUUGAUGUGGAUGAUGUCAAUCAGAUGAGGAACAACCAUAUUCAGUUUGUGGACCUUGAACACCCCCGGUCGGGUACUUCUCAGAACAAUCCCAUUUAUGCAGAGAAUUUCAACGCUGGCCUCCAUGGCCUUCUUCCGAAAUCUAAACAAAGUGACCAGAGAAAUCCAGUUGAUGUGGAUGUGCUUCAAUUCAACCAUCCUGUACCCCUGGAUGAACCAGAUGAUGAUGAUAUUUUUUAUCGAAUUGCUGUUUACAAUUCAUUAUCUGAUUAUGGUGUCACAGAAGUCAUCAACCUUGAUGACUAUUAUCCGAUGGGAAAAAAAUAUAUGCAAGCCAUUGAUACUUAUGUUAAUGUUGGGGAGUCCAGUUCUUCAAGUCAGAAAAUUCUAACUGUAGAUUGCAGCCUUUGCUUUGAAAAGGUUCUCAUAGCAGAGAUGUUUGACAUGAUUGGAUGUUCUCAUAGCUAUUGUUCAGAUUGUGUGAGAAAGCUCAUUACUGCAAAGCUGAGUGAAGGUGUGGUGAAGGUACUGUGCCCUGAGGUUGGAUGCAAGGAUGGAUUUUUGUUGCCAUAUGCAUGCAGGAUGAUCCUCCCAAUAGAUGUUUAUUCAAUGUGGGGUGAUAAAUUAUGCGAGGAGAUGUUACCGGAGAAAACCAAACUAUACUGCCCGUUCAAAGAUUGCUCGGCUUUGUUGAUCAAUGAUGAUGAGAAAAUUGCACAAUCAGAGUGCCCACAUUGCAACAGAUUGUUUUGUGCUCAAUGCAAAGUCCCAUGGCACAUUAAUUUUAAUUGCAAAGAUUAUCAGAAACUUGGCCAGGAUGAGAGACAGACUGAGGAUCUUUUGCUGAUGAAAGUUGCAAAAGAUAAGAAGUGGGGGAGGUGCCCGCGGUGCCGUUUCUUUGUGGAAAGGACUCAAGGUUGCAUGUACAUGGUCUGCAGGUGUGGCAAUACCUUUUGCUAUGGCUGUGGAUCAAAGAUGGACAAAAAUUAUCAUUACUGUCCAAAAUGCCGACGCUAAGCUCAAGUUUGGUGUUCCAGAUUGAUUUGAUUUUACAAGCCAAUUUUAACAGAAGAUGAUGAUUGAUAAAACUGCUUAUCUUCUUGUUGCAAAGCUAAUGCACUUCAUUUUAUAUGAAGUUCUCUUAGUUCUUUUUAAUUUCUCCAGAUUGGAUGGAUCACAUGCUCUGGCAUUGGACAAUGCUCAUGUGAAUUUAUUUACAUAUUUAGUUUUUUUUCUUCUUUUAAAAUAAAAUGGAUAAACCAUGAAUUAAUAACAAGAAAGUACUAUUUA